Perca fluviatilis (European perch) is the source of this 4985-nucleotide messenger RNA. RefSeq names its product lipin 1a (gene lpin1a). Gene Ontology annotation, molecular function: transcription coactivator activity; phosphatidate phosphatase activity. NCBI's taxonomy places the organism in Eukaryota, Metazoa, Chordata, Actinopteri, Perciformes, Percidae. Gene Ontology annotation, cellular component: mitochondrial outer membrane; nucleus. The record is from RefSeq and is a predicted model, not a curated record. Bases 126 to 2996 code for a protein of 956 amino acids. The transcript is spliced from 23 exons. Gene Ontology annotation, biological process: positive regulation of transcription by RNA polymerase II; fatty acid catabolic process; triglyceride biosynthetic process.
AGGAGUCAAAGAACUCAUCCAGAACCACCCAGGAGAGCUUUUGCACCAUCUUGAAGAGAUUUAAUCAGAAUUAGGAGGGUAGGAUUUUUCUUAAACAUCACCUGCAUCUGUCAAGACAUGGAGCCAUGACCCACGUGGAAGAGCAAGACUCCAGCAGCCACAGUGAGGAUGACAGCCUCAACGACAGCUGGUCCUGGUUACAGACCAUGAACUAUGUGGGUCAGUUGGCGGGCCAGGUGUUUGUGCAGGUAAAGGAGCUAUACAGGGGACUCAACCCUGCAACACUGUCUGGAUGUAUAGACGUCAUCGUGGUCCGGCAGCCUGAUGGCUCACUGCAGUGCUCCCCCUUCCACGUCCGCUUCGGCAAGAUGGGUGUGCUGCGGUCCCGUGAGAAAGUGGUGGACAUAGAAAUUAAUGGCGAGCCGGUGAGUUUGCACAUGAAGCUGGGAGAGAAUGGAGAGGCCUUCUUCGUCAAAGAGACUGAGAACAGAAUGGAAAUAGUUCCGUCCUACCUAGCAACCUCACCCAUCAUGUCAAUGGGGGCAGAGUUAAUGGAGUCCCAGCUAGGCAGGGGCAGUUCUCGUCACCAUGACACCAUCCUGUGCAGCUCACUUCCUGUCCAGAGCCUGGGACUGCAGCAAAGUGAUAGCGUAAUGAUCAAGAAGAGGAGGAAGAGGAGGAGGAAGGCACGGCCAGAGGCAGGCAGCGGAGGAGGAGGGAGGAGAGAGGAGAGCGGGGAAGAGUUCUCGGAGGACCAGGACAUGUUUACUAUUGACUUGAGCUCGGAUGAAGAGAGAGAGGGUGAAAGCAGGCCUGUGUUUGGUGAUCAGGGGUCUACAGCCAACACGCACACACACCCCAGCACUAAUUGGAUCCGUUCACAGAGUCAAGUGGUUAAGGAGACUCUCUCCAUCCCUCCACACUGUGCUCUGUCUAUCUCCUGUCCUCAGCAGACUUCUCACUUCUCCUGCCCUGUUAGCAGCCCCGACAAUUCUAGGUCAUCAACACCGAAGAGUGACUCAGAGCUAACCAAUCAUCCGAACAAAGACAACCCUGAGAUGUUGUGGACCUGGGGGGAGCUGCCACAGGCUGCCCAGCCAUCCUUCCUGACUUCCCAGCAGAAGCAGGACCCUGCCACAGCAGUCUCCAUCCCGGUGUCUGCCAAAACUCACUUCAGAGCCAUUAGUGACACUGGACCCCCCUCACUCACUCUCUAUGCUGGGGAGACCGCUGCUCAUGGUGGGGACAAGGACACUGAAGAAAGCAAAAAUGGAGGCAGGGUCGGACUAACCACUAAGACUGGAGACAGGGCUGGAGGGAGAGAGUUGGAAAGUGUUGGGCCAUCGUGUGCAGAGAUGGAGGGCUUAACAGCCUGCCCAGUGUCUCCCAGGAUUCUUCUUGAUCAUCUUGACGAAGGUGGGAAUGGAGGAAGUCCCAUCAAAAGAACUGAUUCACCAUCCAAGAGGAAAGAAAAGAGAAGCCAACACCUUGGUGCUGAUGGGAUAUACCUUGAUGACAUUACAGAACUGGAGCCUGAAGUAGCUGCUCUCUACUUCCCUAAAAGUGACGGAGGCAGUAGCUCAAUGAGAGGGGACUCUGAGAUGCUGAUGAUGAUGGGAGUGCGGAGCGCUAAUCAGUCCCCAGUGGGAAGCAGUGGGAUGGACAGCGGCGUAGACAGUUUGUCCGACCAAGUAGGGGACCUGCCUCAUGUUGCUAUCUCUUUGUGCGGAGGACUUACUGACAACACGGAGAUCACAAGAGAGCAGUUCAAGGAGAGGGCAAUUUCCUACCAGCAGUUUUCUGAAAACCCUUCGAUUAUCGAUGACCCUAACCUGGUUGUCAAGAUAGGAAACAAGUACUACAACUGGAACACAGCAGCUCCUGUUAUGUUGGCCAUGCAGGUCUAUCAGAAACCACUGCCGCAGGCCUCAGUGGAGAACAUCAUGAAGGAGAAGAUGCCAAAGAAAGGAGGACGCUGGUGGUUCUCAUGGAGGAGCCGGAACAGUGACUCCAAAUCAGAUUCAGUGACAGAUGCAGGAAACUGUGGAGAGAACUCACUCACUAUGCCCUCACUGAACAGGAUGAAGGAUGAGUCAUCCUCUAGUGAUGAGGACAACAUAUUGUCCAAUCAGGCAUCAGGAUCCUGCCAGUCAGAGCCCCUUAUGACUUCUGGGAGCAUCUGUUAUAAGAAGACUCUUCGGCUCACCUCAGAGCAACUGGCUAGCCUGCAGUUGAAGGAGGGUCCGAAUGAUGUGGUGUUCAGUGUCACCACUCAGUAUCAGGGCACCUGCCGCUGCAAUGGAACAAUCUAUCUUUGGAGCUGGGAUGACAAGAUAGUCAUCUCCGAUAUAGAUGGAACCAUCACCAGGUCAGACACCCUGGGUCACAUCCUCCCCACACUGGGUAAAGACUGGACCCACCAGGGUAUUGCACGGCUCUACCACAAAGUCAGCCAAAAUGGAUAUAAAUUCAUGUACUGCUCGGCGAGGGCCAUUGGCAUGGCUGAUAUGACACGAGGCUACCUGCACUGGGUCAAUGAGAGGGGAACCAUGCUGCCAAUGGGCCCAGUGCUGCUUAGCCCCAGCAGUCUUUUUUCUGCCUUGCACAGGGAAGUGAUUGAGAAGAAACCUGAGAAGUUCAAGAUUGAGUGUCUCACAGACAUAAAGCACCUGUUCUACCCCAACACGGAACCAUUCUACGCUGCUUUUGGCAACAGAGCCACGGAUGUGUAUUCCUAUAAGGAGGUGGGUGUGCCUCUGAACAGGAUUUUCACUGUCAAUCCCAAAGGGGAGCUGAUACAGGAGCAUGCCAAAACCAAUAUCUCCUCCUUUGGGCGUCUGUGUGAGAUGGUCGACCAUGACUUCCCAGUCCUAGCUCGAGAUGAGGAAGCAGACUUACCCUGCUCUGACACCUUUGAUCAGUGCACCUACUGGAGCAAACAACUUCCUGAUGGCAGCAACCAGGAAGAAGACCCACAGCAACUUGAGACAAGCUGAUGAAACCCAAUGAAAAUCAGCACUGAGGGCGCUGCGUUCCAGCUUUUCUCCACAUAGCAGUCAGGCUGACACUGUGGUCAGUGGUUCCAAGAUUCAUUGCGAAGAUCAGCCCUGAUUCAGAGUGAAGGUGUUGAUUAUUUCAGAACUGUAACUGAUAAGUGAAUGAAGCUCUGUGGCUCCUUCAAGGAUCAAAUACCGUUUUUUUAAUUUCUUUUAAUUUUUUUUUAUUUAAGACAAGUAAUUGUGACUACUGAUUCAAAGUAAAUGAAUGUGUUUUCAAUAUCCCACAUAAACAAACCUUACCAUCAUUCAACCCGGAGAGCACAAGCAGACCUAACAGUUCAUUACAAAUAAGACUGCUGUGCCAGAAAAAAGAAAAGAAAAGCAUUUUUUUGGAAUUGUUUAGAGACGAGAGAACAAAAAAGCCCUGAUGAAUUUCAACAGCUGCAACUGAUGCUUCUGCCUGAGGAUUGCUCAACACAGAGUCACACAUCGCACAUUAGCAAGUGCACUGACUCACAGACACAAACACUUACAUGUAAGUAAAUUCGUAAAGACAUUCCAUAGAUAAUGCACAACAUUGCAGAACAUAAGUACAUUAUACCUCACUGUUUUUCAGCUCCAUAAGAGAUUCUUUUGACUGGUUUCCAUUCUGUCCUUCAUACCACACCACUCUUUAUCCACACUGGUAGAAAGAAACGCUGCCACACAAGAGGGUCAAAUUUAUUAUAUUUUUUUGCACCAAUAUUGCUUUGGUGUAAAUAUUUGGUCAUCCACCUGAUAACCAUUAUUUCUCAGAAUUCUAUGCAAAAAAACCUAUCUUAAAAUUAUUAACUGUCCCAAGUUGACCUAAGUAUUGGGUGUAGUCCACUCACCAUGUAUAUUAGAUAGGAAAUUAUUUAGCUGUACCACACAGAAUUUGUACACAAGCAGCCCUUCCACAUUGCCUACACAACUGGCUUCCACAAUUAAUAAUACAAUAUAAAUUGCAUAUACCAUUCAACUUUUCAGCUCUCAAAUCAGCCUUUUGGUCAUUUAAAAAAAAUCUUGUUCAAUAAAGAAUACUGUACCCAUCGCAUGCAAUAAAUUCACCAAAUAGAAGAGACUCUUGGUGGAAGUUUUAUAUACAGUAUGUGGCUGUAGUAAUCUUUUCUGACCUUGAGUGCAAUCGAUACAGCACAACACUUUGCACCAGAAACACCACAUGACAUUACUUACAAUAAAGCUAUCCAGAACAUGCAAAAAAUAGCACAGAUAGUGUAUCUAGUCAUCUUUCUGUGCCAAACUACUUUGCAGGUCCAACUAAAUGUGUGUGGUCUUCUGACCGUGUUACUGUGAAAGAUGUGGCUCUGGCACUUCUUCUAACUUGUGUUCAGUGACAAUACUCAAGUUAAAUGGAGGACAAUGCCAAUAACUUCUGUCUGUGUUCUUAUUGUCUGUUUUAUAUGUGCAAAUAACACCAGGGAUAGUAUAUAAAUCACUCAGAGUGGAUGCUAUUAUAAUGACUAAUGCUCAUCAGUGUAAGUACUGUAGAAGCCCAUACAGGACUGUGUUCAUAUAUUUUAAGUAUUGUAAAGUUGUUACUGCACAGAUCAGAUACUUUUACUUUUAUUUAUGCAGUAUAUAUAAAUACCGUAAGGUGUUCCCUUCACAUACAUAUAUUCUUUGUCAUUUGUUAUCAAAUGUUUUCAUCCAUUGAUCAAAUGACAUCUAUUGUACUGCAUUUAUGCGAGAUGGAAGCGUGUCUGUUUAUUUUUACUACAUGUCUAACUUAAAAUGGAGGAAACCACUGUAAAUAAUGAAUAACAUUCAUUUUUUGUGACCAUAUGAAGUCAACUAAAAAAAGCACUGCUAAUCUAUUGAGAGCUGAUAUAUUGUGUAAUACUGUGUUACUGGUGCUCAUUCAAACGCUUUAUUAUGAACCUCUUCUCAAACCAGCCGCCUCCCACUGCACUAAGAGGCGGCAGUUUCAGCAUGUGACCACUAAAG